AUCGGAUAAGGCCACGAUUUCAAGGUUUACCUAGUAGAGCUUCUAGUUUUCGCGGCCAAACUCAUCUUAUAAAUCCGUGACGUAUUUUCCGCAACUCUAGUGAAGCUGUAUUCGGGGACGAAAACGAAAAUGUUGUCCAUAUCCCUCCUCCUCCUAAUCUUCCUCGUCGAGCUAGGUGCUCAUUUGGUAAAUACCGUGGGCGCCGCAACGAUAAAUAACAUAUUAUGGAAUCUAUAUCUAGCCUUCCCGACACAAACUUCGACGCAAGCCGCGGAGCAGAAGAAGCUGCGAAAAGAAUGUGUCUCUCUCCGCCGUGACCUAACCGCUACGAGCAGCCAGGAUCAGUUUGCGAAAUGGGCGAAGCUCCGACGACAACAUGACAAACUCGUGGAGCAGCUAGAAAAGAUGAAAACUUCUCAUGAUGCCUCGAAGGCGACUUUCGAUCGAUACGUUAACAUUAUACGUUGGUUGGCUACGACUGGCCUGAAGUUCGUCCUUCCUUUCUGGUAUGCAAAGCAGCCGAUGUUCUGGCUUCCGCAAGGCUGGUUCCCGUACUACGUCGAAUGGAUAUUAUCCUUCCCACGAGCUCCGGUCGGCAGCGUUAGCAUCGCAUCAUGGCAAACGGCCUGUACUGGAGUGGUCUUGUUGACAAGUGAUACCAUCGCUGCUAUUCUAGGACUACUGCUGGGUGCAAAGAUGGCUCAGAAGCCACCAGUCGGGGUUGGCAUGGAGAAGGGACCGAUACCCAAAUCACAAGAGGCAAAGAAUAAAAAGGAUUCAUGAACACGAAAUUCAUAGAUAAAUAUGGACUACCGAGUUUACCUAUCGUAAGUAG
Molecule: messenger RNA, 835 nt
Organism: Annulohypoxylon maeteangense
Lineage: Eukaryota; Fungi; Ascomycota; Sordariomycetes; Xylariales; Hypoxylaceae
Product: CHD5-like protein-domain-containing protein
Exons: 3
Coding region: 130-783 (217 amino acids)
Biological process (GO): tail-anchored membrane protein insertion into ER membrane
Cellular component (GO): GET complex
Source: RefSeq, a predicted model, not a curated record